GCAAGCUGGCGGAGCUCGCGCGGACUGGAGCAAAGCCCGCGAGCCUGUGCGAUCCUGGAGGCCCCCCGUUGCCACUCGGAACGCUCCCCACUCCACCUGACGGGGAAACAGGGCGCUCCACGAAGGCCUAAAGCGCUGACCUAGGGCCAGGCGCAGUGCUGAGCCCUUGAUGUCCGGCAGCUCAUCGAGGCUCUUCACAAACCCGUCAGGGAGAGCAGACCCGCCGGUAGCACGUUUCACGGGAGGACGCCAUGGCCACGCACGGAGUUCCCUCUCGAUACCGGAAGUCUUUUCAGAGUAUUUACAUAGUUGGCCAUGUAGCAUGAAGUACAAACUCCUCUGGUGUGUCUUUGCAAUUUUUUAUUCAAGUAUACACAGAGAAUUACGGAUCACAAGUGCAAUUCUCGGGUUCUCAAGAGUUCAGAGUUCCGGACGUGGAGCGAGGGCUCUGGUGCUCUUCAUUACUAAUCCUCUUUUUCAGAUGGGGAGACCCGGGCUGCAGGAGGCAUAUAUGGAAUACCUGAGGAGCAUUCACUACAUCUCCCAGGUGCUGCUGGAAGAAGUGGAAAUGCCUAAAGAAGAUGGGGAAACCGUGGCCCCUGACACCUCAAAAAUGCUGAAGCUGGCCGAGCAGUGUUUGGAGAGGGCCCAGUCGACCGCUGCCAAACUGGGGAAGCCAUGCCUGAAGCCAGCCAACCCUGUGACUGCCACAGCGCCCUCUCCCACCAGCCGACACCGCCGAGUGUGCUCAGAUGAAGGCGGGAAGCUCUCCCCUUUUCUGCCCCCUGAGAUCUUCCAGAAACUUCAGGUGGUGGAGUCCCCACACUCUAAGAAGGAGUUGACACCCCUGGAGGAGGCCUCGCUUCAAAACCAGAAGCUGAAGGCUGCCUACGAGGCCCGCAUGGCCCGUCUGGACCCCAGCCAGGCUGUGCAGAAGACGUCCCUGACCCUGUCCCUGCAGCGGCAGAUGAUGGAGAACCUGGUGAUCGCCAAGGCUCGGGAGGAGACUCUCCAGAGGAAGAUGGAGGAGCGCCGGCUGCGGCUACAGGAGGCAGCUAACAGGAGGUUCUGCCGGGUGGCCCUGAGCCAGGAGGAGCGGGAGCAGCGGGCACUCUAUGCCGCCGUCCUGGAGUAUGAACAGGACCAUGACUGGCCGAAGCUCUGGAAGGCCAAACUCAAGAGGAGCCCUGGGGACCUGUCGCUGGUAACCAGCCUAGUCUCCCACCUCCUCAGCCUGCCUGACCACCCCGUCUCGCAGCUCCUGCGCAAGCUCCAGGGCACGGUGUAUGGAGCACUGUACCCGGUGGUGAGCAGGGCCACACUGGGCGCCACGCCCUCCCCCGGCUGCUGCUCCAUGCCCUCGGACAGGAGCCGGCGGCUGCGCACCUCCCAGAGCCUCCACUGUGUGCUGUGUCCCCCGGAACCCAUUGCACAACCACCAGAUGUGGCCCCUGACAGAGGGGCAGAUGACAGCCCGGUGGGGCCUCCUUCACCCCUGGGGGACUCUGCGUCCCGCCUGCGGGACAAGGAUGGCUCCUUCGAGGACCUGGAACAGUUCUUGGCCACAUCAGAGAGGUGGGGCCUGGGCCCCAGGGGGUGCUCUGAGGCGCAGAACCCCCGAACUAGGAGGGAACCUUUGCACGAGCAGCAGCUGAAGAGCAUGGCGAAGGAUGUCCACGAAGCCAUUGACAGGCUGCUCUCAUUGACCCUGCUCGCCUUCGAGGGCCUGAACACGGCUGUUGCCAAGGACCGCUGCCUGGCGAGGCUGGAGGAGGCCUUCUUCUCCCCGCUCUGGGCCCCUCUGCUGGCCCUGUACAGGAGCGUGCACCAAGCCCGGGAGGAGGCCCUAAGCAGGAGCAUGGAGCUCUAUGGAAACUCAGCCCCCACAGCCCUGGGCAUCCCGGCCAAGCUCCUCCCCCAGGUCACUGGGGCUCAGGGCGCAGGUGCCUACCCAUACAGCUCUGCAGUGCAGGAGCUGGGCCUGCUGGUCCUGGAGAGCUGCCCCCAGAAGAAGCUGGAGUGUAUCGUGCGAGCCCUUCGGCUCAUCUGCGCCUGUGCCGAGGACUGCUGCCGUGCCCAGGAGGCCAGGGCCCCGCCAGCUGCUGCCGCCAUUGGUGCCGAUGACCUGCUGCCUAUCCUGUCCUUCGUGGUGCUGAAGAGUGGCCUCCCCCAGCUGGUGUCUGAGUGCGCCGCCCUAGAGGAGUUCAUCCAUGAAGGGUACCUGAUUGGAGAGGAGGGUUAUUGCCUGACCUCACUGCAGAGCGCCCUGAGCUAUGUGGAGCUCCUACCCCAGAGGGCCCUAGACAAGUAACCAGGGGUCCCCCCCACCUGAGCUUCUUGCUUUCACUGUGGACAUGCUUCCAGGCACUCUCCGUGCUGAUGCAGGCGGGAUGGGCAACUGUGGAGGCUGUGCCCCCAGCCCUUCCCUCGCCCACCACCUGCCUCCAGGCUUCACCCACGAGGGUAUGGGGACCCCUAACAGCUCCCAGGAGCUGUGCCCUUCUCUCCUGCCUGGCUCUGAGAUAUCAUGACUAGAGCCUGCAGCACCAAGGGGCCCCUGCCCCCACAGUGAACUUUGGGCCCAGCACAGGCCAGCUGGAGAAGUCCCGGAGCAGUUUGAACGGCUGGGCAUCAGGGCAGAGGAGGGCGCUCCUGCCCGGCCGUGUGUCACCGCUGCCCUGAGCCAAGAACCAGAGCCUGUGGAGCCGCUCCGAGCUUAGGACUGGGUGGUUUAUUUAUUGGACACUGACUACUCUUCCCCUGCUCCUGCCCACUCCCCACCCCGCCCCCGGGGACACCUGAGCCCACGGGCAUCCCAUUGACUCAACAUACAAACCUCACCUGGGCCCAUGUCAGAUGGAGGGUUCUCGAUGCCCUACCCAGUGCUACCUGCUCCAUAGGGCUGGGCAGGGGAACAGGGACCUGGCCAAGCAAAAAAUAAAGAGUGACUGCUGUUGUCA
Echinops telfairi (small Madagascar hedgehog) is the source of this 2960-nucleotide messenger RNA. It is a transcript of the gene VPS9D1, whose product is annotated as VPS9 domain containing 1. Gene Ontology annotation, biological process: vesicle-mediated transport. NCBI's taxonomy places the organism in Eukaryota, Metazoa, Chordata, Mammalia, Afrosoricida, Tenrecidae. The transcript is spliced from 15 exons. The record is from RefSeq and is a predicted model, not a curated record. Gene Ontology annotation, cellular component: endocytic vesicle; cytosol. Gene Ontology annotation, molecular function: small GTPase binding; guanyl-nucleotide exchange factor activity. The coding region runs from base 170 to 2311 and encodes 713 amino acids.